This is a messenger RNA of Spathaspora passalidarum NRRL Y-27907, 630 nucleotides long. RefSeq names its product Hta1p (gene HTA1). Gene Ontology annotation, cellular component: nucleosome. Bases 106 to 501 code for a protein of 131 amino acids. NCBI's taxonomy places the organism in Eukaryota, Fungi, Ascomycota, Pichiomycetes, Serinales, Debaryomycetaceae. The record is from RefSeq and is a predicted model, not a curated record. Gene Ontology annotation, molecular function: protein heterodimerization activity; structural constituent of chromatin; DNA binding. The transcript is spliced from 2 exons.
AUAUAUAUAGUUAAGUAUAUCCGUGUUUAUUCAAUUUUUUUUUUUUCUUUCUUUCUAAAGAUUUAUUAAUUUUAUUAGUAUCUAUAUAAAACAAACACAUAUAAAAUGUCUGGUGGUAAAGGAAAAGCUGGUUCUUCAGAAAAGGCCUCAACUUCAAGAUCAGCCAAGGCUGGUUUAACUUUCCCAGUUGGUAGAGUUCACAGAUUAUUGAGAAAGGGUAACUACGCUCAAAGAAUUGGUUCUGGUGCUCCAGUUUACUUAACUUCUGUCUUAGAAUAUUUAUCUGCCGAAAUUUUAGAAUUAGCCGGUAACGCUGCUAGAGACAACAAGAAGUCCAGAAUUAUCCCAAGACACUUACAAUUAGCCAUCAGAAAUGAUGAAGAAUUGAACAAGUUAUUGGGUCACGUUACAAUUGCCCAAGGUGGUGUCUUACCAAACAUCCACCAAAACUUAUUACCAAAGAAGUCCGGUAAGGCCACCAAAGCUUCUCAAGAAUUGUAAGCGUAGUGGUUAACUGCUAAUUUUAUUCUCAAUUUUUAGUUCUUUGUGUAUUAUAUAUAUUUAUAUCUAUAAAUGUCCCAUAUUUGUUAAUGAAAAUAUCAUUAUAUUAGUCAAUCUCCACAGUUUUUU